Paramuricea clavata is the source of this 1942-nucleotide messenger RNA. Lineage: Eukaryota; Metazoa; Cnidaria; Anthozoa; Malacalcyonacea; Plexauridae. The record is from the annotation of a GenBank genome assembly.
ACAGUCAAUUCAAGGACUCUCCAUCAAUACUUGUACAAGAAAUAAACAAAGUCGACACAAUUGCUGGAUACAGAUUUGACAAAUCAUAUACAAGUAAAGAAGGUACAAUAUCCUGAUAUAGAACUACCUCUCAUUUAACCAAAGACGUAUAGCUACAUCACCCUCCCUGUAAACGUGAAAGAACAUCAAUGCCGUUUCACUGCGUAUAUUAUUGUUAUUAAGGAAAAAUAAACGUAUGAAAACGUGUGGAAAUUUAAUACGACAUUUUACCACUCACAAUUUUUACUUUUCUUGUUUUCAACGAACACUGAUAUAAUCUGUUUUAAUACAAACUAGGUUUUCUCAAUUGAUAUCUGACACCUUAAUUUGAAGUUAGUUUGUGUACCUUAUUAACUACAUAACUGCAUGCUAAGUUCUACAUGCACUUCUACUACCCGAAAAUUUAAUUCGGUUUCUGGUACGUGCAACAUUAGAGUUAUUCUAUGAAGAGAUCCAAAACGUAUUUGUAACAGGAAUUCUAUAAUGCUGAUUAACUUUGUUAGUAUGAAUUAUGAUGGUGCUUGAAAUUAAUGAUACAACGCAUCCCUGCUAUAUAGAUUUUGAUGAAUGUGAGAAUGCAGAUUCUAAUACUUGUCAUGAGUACGCACAUUGUGAAAAUGUUAUUGGAACUUACAUUUGCAAAUGCUUUGAAGGCUUCUUUGGCGACGGCAUGGAGUGUCAAGGUACAAUGAACAAUUCAAUAGAAUAUUAGAAAAAUUCUCCAUGAACAGAUUUUUACCAAUCUUUGUUAUUCAAUCAGCGAAUAUAAUUCAUGAACUUCGAAUCCCAUCGAUCAUGCUUCAAUGAUAACGUAAUGUAGGCUAUACCAUUUAACGUAAUGUUAUACCAUAUUGCGUAAUGUAAACCCACUAUAUUAAAAACAUGUUACUGAGUUACAAGAAACGACUAGAAAAAAUAUUCUGCGACCAGAUUCUGUGGCAUGGAAAGUAUUAUAUGCAAAUGAUAGUUGAUAUAGAGUUCUGUCCUAUUGAGUAUUGGACAUUCGAAAAGUCAUGUCAAUAGUAUAUAUAAAGAUUUGUAAUCCAGGCAUAUUAUAAUUAACGAAAGUUCUCUGGAUUGAAAUAUACUUUUAUUCUUCAGAAUUCUGAGAUUAAUAUUACAUAUAUACAUUAUUUAAGUUUCGCGCGGUGUUGCAACGUUCUUGUAUUCGUCAUAUUAAAAAUAAGCAUAAACUUAGGAAAUUAGUGAUUGUGUUUAUACAAAAACUUAAAUACAAGCACAUGCAUGGUUAUGGAUUAUUUUCUAAAAUAAAUCAAAAUUACUGAUUUUGACAGGUCCUCCACAAAUUACAUCGAAAUCACCAGCAAAUAUUACCCAAUAUGUUGAAACGAACGUGACUCUUGUUUGCACAGUAAUCGCUGAUCCUAAACCCACAACUUCUUGGAAGCGUGCUAACUCUGAUGGCAAAUUCAUGGAAAUCAAACGUGCUCAUGGCAAAUUUGAUGGAAACAUUACGAUUCAUAAUGCACGUUUAGAAGAUUCUGGAACUUAUUUAUGCAAUGCUUCAAACACACUUGGUUACGAUUAUUACACAACAGAAAUAAUAAUAAAACCAGGUAAGCUGGAUUUGUCUUUUUAAUGACAUAUUGCCGCGCCACCUGGAGAGACGUAGUGGCAGGAAAGGUAAACUGCAUGCUUGAAACAACAGCUAUAUAUAUAUAAGGCAUGUUAUAAUGUGCACGUCAAGCGCACCGGUCACAGAUAUGGGAAUAAGAAAGAACCUUGUGAAUUUCAAUGUUUGAUUUAUUAAUUCUAUUUUAUUUUUAUAGUGAUCGUGAAUAUUAGCGUGGAGAUAAAGCUUUCCAACAAGACGUUCAAGGAAGAAUUGGAAAAUAAGUCUUCAACAGCUUAUAAAGAAUUAGAACAAGACGUUUAUAUCGAG